ACACACUCGCAGAGUUUCUCAGCAUUUCUGCAUUUGAUUAUUAUUAGUCUAGAUUUCUCGGACCAUCCUGGUGUCAUUUUACAGUUUUCUAUCUGCCAAAUUUAAGAGAGAUAUGUAAAAUCAGAGAAUCACACACACACACUUAAAACUUUGGCGACCAGGAAUCCGUCCAUGAGAAAGUGCCUCAUCUCCCUGAUCCCGUUACUCACGGGUCCUUCUUGCUCAAACACCCUCCCCCCAAAAUACUCUUCAUUUCAUCUUGUUUCCUGACAGCCUGCACAGCUCUCACUGAACCCUGCUGGAUUUAUUCAUCUCUUUCUACUCAUUUAUCUCCACUCUCAGACAUUUGUCUGUUUUUGGAGUGUGUGCCUGCCAUCAUGGCGACGGGCAGCUCGCAGACAGAUGUGAAGGGCUCUCUGAACGGGAGCAUGGAUUUGUAUCACAGCUGGUUCGGUCCUACCACCCCACGACCUCCUCUACGAAACUACCUGCUCCUGACCAUCCUCACCUGCUUCUGUCCGGCCUACCCCGUCAACAUUUUAGCACUGGUGUUCUCCGUCAUGUCCAGAAACAGUUAUGAUCAGGGAGAUUAUGAGGGUUCGAGGCGUUUAGGGAAGAUGGCGCUCUAUGUGUCCAUCGCCUCCAUCAUCAUCGGCAUCCUCAUCAUCACCAUCUUCUGCGCUGUGCAUUUCAGCAAGAAAGACGUGUAAGAUGACAGUAUUUUGUCGUGCUGUGCUCUGGGUGAAGGUCGUGCACUGGGUCGCUCUGUCUGUUGAACUGAAUGGAGAUUUUAGUCAUGAAACCAAGAGCAGGACAGAUCCAGCACAGGACAUCAGCUCUCCUCCAUCUGCAGUCCAGCUCAUGCUUAUAGAAGAGAGAGGUAGAUGAUGGGGCUUGAAAAGUUAUGCUAUUUUUGUCAAGACAAUUUUACAGACAAAUUCAAAAUAUACACUUUUAAACCACCAAAUAUUACUCAUCCAUGCACGUACUGAAUAUGUAAAUAAUUUUGUAACACAUGCAUGUCUGUUCUUUUUCUAAUUCUUUUUGUGGCAAUCCUGUGUUGAAAUGUACAGCUACAAUGGCUUCAGGGUUGAAUGUCACUGUAAAAAUGAUUAAUAAUGACCUUAUCAUUUCAACACAUCACACUGUUUACAGUCUUAACAGCUCUUAUAAAAUCGGUAAAAAAGUAAAAAAAUAAAUAAUAAUAAUUAUGGAAAAUGUAAAUAUUAUUAUUGUUGGUGCUUAGAAAAAAAAUAAACCCUGAUUCUAUAUGUUUCUCAGUUUAUUCAUGUAGGCUAGUCUGAGGAUAUGUUUAUGUGUCAUCAGAUGUUUUACAAAUUAAAAAUGACACUAAUUUAGAUAUAAUGUUGUUCUGAUUAUAAACUUCAUUUUAAAAAAGCACAAAACACCAUUCAUACAAAACUGAAAUAUAGCAUUUUUUUGCACCACAAACCCCACUGCACGAUUCUUCCACAACUGUGUGUGACAAGAACAACAUUAACAACUACAAUAAUAAUAAUAAUAAUAAUAAUGCAACAUAUUGGCAACGAAAGCAUGUCUCGCACCUCAAGCAACUUCAAUACAUUAUUAUGGAUAUGGAAGUAAAAUGAAUUUCACUUAUUAGUCUUAAACUUAUAUAAGACAAACUAACAAAAGUGAGAAACGAGAAGCAUUAUACUGACUUUGAAGCUAUCUCCCCUCAAUUCUUUUUCUUUCUUCCUCGACCCCCUUGAUCUUCAUGCCAGAGAGCUGGUGUAUUUGGAGAUGUACCUUCAGCCCUCAUUUGUGCUAUAUAUAGUGUUGGGUCUCAAUCCCGCGGUGGAGUCAGGGGCCUCUUGUUAUCCCAGCGUGUUCAUGCCAGCGGGGUCACAUGACACUGGAUAGCUUGUUUAGCAAUGCCUGUUGCUGAAAACCACAAGAAUGUCCCCAUGCUCCUGGGAAACACUUCAGUCCAGUACACAGGCUGAGUUAGGAUGUGAAAUGUGUUAUGGGACAUCAGGGGUGUCAUGGGGGCACAGAACUCCCAUCAACAAGUGUCCCAAUAUUUUCAUACUCUUUCAUGAUACUGUUUUAGAUAUAUUACUCCCUCUUCUAGUUUACACUAUUCUGGACAAUGUUUGGAACUUUGUAUUGCUAGUAUUUCUAAUGUUAUAGACCUUAAAGGGAAAGUUAAUCCAAAAAUGACUUAUUCAGCCACAAGCCAUCCUAGGUGUUUAUGACUCACAUCAUAAAAAGUGCUCCACACAGCUCCAGGGGGUUAAUAAAGGCCUUCUGAAGUGAAUCAAAUCAUUUAACCAUAUAUAAAACUUAAUAAACCGUAAUCUCUAGCUUCCUCCAACUGUCAUCGGCGUUCCAGCGGAUGACGUGGGACAUAUGCUUAGCAUCAGCUCUGGUGAGAAACCUUUGUUUACAACAGAGGAAAACCUCUUGGCUUAUAUUGAGAUACUUUAACAUUUUUCUCUAUAAAAUCUCCUCGUUUUGUAUUUCUAAUUCGUGACUGGUGUCUUGUUUUGCUAUCUCCUCUGCACUUCCGAGGUACUUUACUUCAUUUCUCACUGGAUGUGAUGCCCUGCUUCAUCCGCUGGAACACAACCCUCUGGUGAACAGAAACUAGAGAUAAUGAUUUAUAAAGUUUUAAAUAUGGAGUUUUUUGGAACAAACACUUCAAUUCACUUCUGAAGGCCUUCAUUAACCCCCUGGAGCCGUUUAGGACACUUUUUAUGGUGGAUGGAUGCGCUUUAUUUUGCUUCGAAAUCUUGAUGACCAUUCACUGCCAAAUAAAAAAUUUUCAUUUUUGGGUGAACUAUCCCUUUAAGGCGGGGUUCUUCAAAUCUUACCCUGCAGAGUUUAGAGCUUGCAGAUCUUUAACCCUGAUCAAACCAAUUUACCUGUGAUUUUCUAAUGAUUCUGGAGACCUUGAUCAGCUUACUCAGGUGUGUUAAAUCAGGGUUGGAGCUAAACUCUGCAGAAUGUUUAAUAACAUUCUCAAAACCUCUCAAAACACACACACACACGCCAUUAUUUAUACACUGUUCAUGUAAUGUCAUAAUGUCCCUUAAUGUUUUCUCUAUCAUUUGCAUUGACCCAUUAAAGCAUUUUUAAAACAUUUAAAACACUGAAAGUUUCAUAAUUUUUUUUCUGCUUGACACAGUCCAUGUUUGGUAUGGUUGCCUUUUCAUUAGAAUAUUGCUUUUUGCAAGAUGAGCUUUCACCAGCUGCUUUGCCUUGAGGGCAGAGCGACAUGAUUUAAUUGAACAACCCCAGGGUCAAAUGGCACCUGAUGGAGCAGGUGUUGUUUAGGUAGACAGAGGGAUGUUUCCUUGUCAUCCUUUUAGUAAUCACACAGAAAGACACCUGAGAACUGACCAUCAAAGUGUUUAACAAAGGAUUCUCAACAGGAAAAGAUUUACAUUUAUGCAUUUGGCAGAAAAAAAUCUAAAAUAAUAUUUUUAUACAAAUUGCAUCCUGUAUAUGUUUAAUACCGCCAAUGUAUUAAAGCAAAACUGUACUUGAGGUCAUGUCAUAUCGUGUGUUGUGCUGUCCAUCCUGAAGUGUUUUGCAUCUGGCUUUGUCUCACUCUGAUGGCCAUGUAUUAAACAAUGAUCUGAUGACGUCAGAGAUGCAUAAUGUCAUUCAUAAGUCAUAACUGAUUUUUAUAAGAUGAUUAAUAAAAAUCAUUAUGAUCAUGAAAA
Messenger RNA from Carassius gibelio (silver crucian carp), 3692 nucleotides. Its product is annotated as transmembrane protein 233-like. The record is from RefSeq and is a predicted model, not a curated record. The transcript is spliced from 3 exons. Gene Ontology annotation, cellular component: membrane. The coding region runs from base 378 to 710 and encodes 110 amino acids. Lineage: Eukaryota; Metazoa; Chordata; Actinopteri; Cypriniformes; Cyprinidae.